CCAGCUCACCUGCAUCAUCAAGUUUGAGAGGUUGCUGAAGAUUUGAGUUUGCAACGUAGCUGGAUAAUUGGUGUUGACACAAACUGCAGUUUUUGAAGAAAUACAAGCUACAUAGUCAUACCAAAAUGGUUUUACUGACAAUGGUUGCUCGUGUGGCGGACGGACUACUGCUUGCCGCGUCGAUGCAAGAGGACGAACAGUCAGGAAGAGACAUGCAGCAGUACCAGAACCAGGCAAAGCAACUGUUUCGCAAACUCAACGCUCAAAGUCCCAACCGCUGUACCCUGGAGGCUGGGGCUGUGACUUUUCACUAUGUGAUAGAACAUGGUGUGUGCUACCUGGCGUUGUGUGAAGCUGUAUUUCCCAAGAGGAUGGUUUUUGGAUAUCUGGAAGACCUUCAAGCAGAGUUCCACAAUCAAUAUGGAAAAAAGGUCCCCACAGUUUCUCGGCCAUACUCUUUCAUUGAGUUUGACACAUACAUCCAGAAGACCAAGAAGUCGUACAUUGACAGCAGGUCCAGGAGGAACCUGGGCGGCAUCAACACAGAGCUGCAGGAUGUGCAGAGGAUCAUGGUUGCUAACAUUGAAGAGGUUCUACAGCGAGGAGAAGCCUUGUCAGCUCUCGACUCCAAAGCCAGCAAUCUGUCCAGCCUCUCAAAGAAAUACCGCAGUGAUGCCAAAUACCUCAACACCCGUUCCACCUAUGCCAAGAUAGCAGCAGUGGGAGUCUUUUUCGUCACACUUGUUGUCUACAUACGUUUCUGGUGGCUUUGAUGGACUGAGAGAAGGGACAUUCUAACCAACUGGUUUGAUUUGUUAACAGUAAAACACAAGUUGCUAAGUGGAUGUCUUGGGAGAAGGUGUGGCAAUGUGUGCUGGGAUAGAAGGGACAUCUGUCUUUUGUUUUUAACUGUCAUGUCUUGUCUCUGGAGCCUGUUCGAUAAAGCGUGUUUACUGAAUACGCCAGGCUUAUGUUAGUUACUUUCCCUGACAAGCCUGGUUUAGUCGGUAAACUCACUUUAUGGAACAGGCCCCUGGUCUUGUGUAAAUGGAUUCAAAUACUGCCUUAUGGUUUAGGUCAGCCUCUCUCAAUCCAGGUCCUUGGGACCCCCUUCUCUGCAUGUUUUGUGUUUCCCUCUUCCAACACACCUUAUUGAAAUAAAUGAGUUGUUACCAGGCUUCUGCCGUGCUUGAUAAUGACCCAAUUUGAAUCAUAUGUGUUGAAAUAGGGGAAACAUCUAAAAAAGGCAGGGCAGGGGGUCAAAAGGACCUGGAUUGAGAGGCUGCUUUAGAUGAAUGAAGGGAGGUGGGAUCUGGGCACUCAGUGUUUCCAUGUUUCCCAUUUGCUGGAGCAUAAAAGGGAUACAUGAAUAAGCGUUAUCUAUGUUUACAUGAUGGGAUGGAAAUUCCUUUCAAAGCUAUGCUGUGAAAGUUAAUUCAUAUAUGCAAUGGUCUUAAGUAUGAACCAAUUUCUUAUACCAAAAGUUUAUUGUUUACAUAAUUUCCAUAAAAUGUAACUGUUGACAAUUAAAUUAUAUAUUCAACCA
Osmerus eperlanus (European smelt) is the source of this 1546-nucleotide messenger RNA. RefSeq names its product SEC22 homolog B, vesicle trafficking protein a (gene sec22ba). The record is from RefSeq and is a predicted model, not a curated record. Gene Ontology annotation, biological process: endoplasmic reticulum to Golgi vesicle-mediated transport; retrograde vesicle-mediated transport, Golgi to endoplasmic reticulum; vesicle fusion with Golgi apparatus. Gene Ontology annotation, cellular component: ER to Golgi transport vesicle membrane; Golgi membrane; endoplasmic reticulum membrane. Gene Ontology annotation, molecular function: SNAP receptor activity. The transcript is spliced from 5 exons. Lineage: Eukaryota; Metazoa; Chordata; Actinopteri; Osmeriformes; Osmeridae. The coding region runs from base 126 to 773 and encodes 215 amino acids.